Messenger RNA from Eriocheir sinensis (Chinese mitten crab), 3932 nucleotides. Its product is annotated as DNA polymerase eta-like. Gene Ontology annotation, molecular function: damaged DNA binding; DNA-directed DNA polymerase activity. Gene Ontology annotation, biological process: response to radiation; error-prone translesion synthesis. NCBI's taxonomy places the organism in Eukaryota, Metazoa, Arthropoda, Malacostraca, Decapoda, Varunidae. Gene Ontology annotation, cellular component: replication fork; site of double-strand break; nucleus. The transcript is spliced from 10 exons. The annotation marks the transcript as partial. The record is from RefSeq and is a predicted model, not a curated record.
CAGAAUGAGGAGAAUGAAUGCAGGAGUGAGAAUUGGAGAGGAUAAAGUAUGUGUGUUGUUGUAUGCGGAUGAUGUGGUGGUUAUGAGUGAGUCUGCUGAAGAACUACAGAGUCUCCUAGAUGUGGUAGGGGGUUAUGGAAGGGAUUUUGGGGUUAGGUUCAGUAGUGAGAAGAGCAAAGUAAUGAUAGUGAAUAGGUCAGAGGAUGAGAGAGAAACAACUUGGAGACUGGAAGGGGAUGAGUUGGAACAGACGGAAGAAUACAAGUAUCUAGGGGUGUGGAUGGAGGUAAAUGGAUGCGGCAGGGCCAAGAAUGUAAAGAUAAGUAUGGCAAACCAGUGGGUAGGCCGUUUAGGGAGUGCAGCGAGGAUGAGAGCGAGCAAGUAUGAUGUCAUCCGUGAGGUUUGGAAGAGUGUGGCUGUCCCGAGCAUUAUGUAUGGAAUGGAUGUGAUGACAUGGAAUGACAGUGAGAUAGAAAAAUUGGAAGUGGGGCAGAAUAGGGUAGCAAGAAUGGCACUGAAUGCACCAAGGUUUGCAGCAGUAGAGGCUCUUAGGGGGGACAUGGGAUGGAGCACGUUUAGGGAAAGACUAGUAAAGGCAACCUUGAGAUAUAAAGUGAGACUGGAACAAAUGGAGGAUGCAAGAUUAGCAAGGAAAGUAUACUUGUGGAGUAUAAGAGAUAUGGCAAAUGGGCGAAUAAAUGUGGAUGAAUGAUAGACAGGAAUGUUAUGCUAAGUAGGUGGGUGUACCGACCCUUUGAAGAUAGACAAAAUGUGUUUGAAUGGAGAAUAACAAACAGAAAUGGAGAGGGGUUUGAGUGGGAUGUAAGAAAGUGGAAGAAUGUGAUAGAUAUGGCAGUUAAAGAUGAGGGAUUGAGCAAGUGGAAGAAUGAGAUGGAAAGAAAGGAAACUCUCGACUGGUAUAGGGAGAAAGAGGCCCCAAAGUGUGAGGUGUGGUAUGAGGGAAGCCUGGGAGGUGAUCUUUUCCGUGCUAGAGCGCAGUGUCUGGAUGUGAAUGCAAGGAACUAUAGAUGGUCUGAGUCCCGCAGCAAAGUAUGCCAGAUGUGUGAUAGGGGUGUGGACGAGACUGUGCAGCAUGUAGUGCUGGAAUGCAAGAAGUAUGACAGGGAGAGAACGAAGAUGAUGCAUGUGUUUUUGAGCGAGAUGGGACGUGGAGUAAACGGGAGGACUGGAAGGGAGUGGAUGGUGCUGCUGCUGGGGCUCAGUGGAGAGACGAGUGGACGAGUGAUUGAGGCAGUGAAAGAGUUCUUGGAGGGCAUGUGGCGUGAAAGAUGUAGGGAAUGAUAUCUUGCCCCGAGAACAUUGACUUCCCGCAUGUUUUUGUUUUCUUUUCACAGGAGCUGCCGAUACAAAGGCCUGGCUGGGGAGAAAUCCCGAGCCACCUGUGACAUCAAGAUCAAGAUCAAGAUAACAAAAAAAUUCCCCGCCAAUCCUGAAGUGUUGAAUAAUAUCGAUAAUAAUAGUAAUAACAACAUUCCUGGACCUCUCACGGCUGCAGGAGGAUAACACGGGCCAGGACCGAGAAGACCAAGAAGAAGAAGAAGAAGAAGAAGAAGAAGAACCCCACUACCACCACCACCACCGACUCUACCAUGACAGGCCGAGUGGUUGCUUUGGUUGACAUGGAUUGCUUCUACGUGCAAGUUGAGGAGCGCGAUCGACCGGACAUCCGAGGCAAACCGGCGGCUGUUGUCCAGUAUAACCAGUGGAUGGGCGGCGGGAUCAUCGCUGUCAACUAUGAGGCGAGGGCGUUUGGGGUCAAGCGAGGGAUGCGCGGCGACCAGGCAAGAGAGAGGUGUCGCGAUGUCAACUUAGUGACCGUUCCUGUGAGUCGCGGCAAGGCGGACCUGACCAAAUACCGCGACGCCGGCAAGGAGGUUCUUGACGUACUGGCGGACUUCUGCGACUGCAUCGAACGCGCGAGUAUAGACGAAGCGUAUCUUGACCUCACGAGUGUUGCGACCCAGCGGCUGGCGGCUGAGGGGGCGGGUGAGGUCAGUGAGGUCGCUGUCGAAGCCUUGCCAUCCACCUGGGUCGUUGGGCAGAGUGGUGACCUUACGGAUGAUGCCAAAGACGAGAGGGAAGAGGGCUUAAGAAAAUGGCUUGCAACUCUAUACAAGAAGAGGAGGAGGAAGACGGAAGAAGAAGAGGAAGAGGAGGAGGAGGAGGAUGCGAUGGGCCGUUCGAGCACCCCGGAUGACCUCAGGCUGGCUAUGGGGGCGGUCAUUUGCGAGGAGAUGCGACGCGCGGUUUUGGUGCGGACGGGCUUUAAGUGUUCCGCCGGCAUCGCUCAUAAUAAGAUGCUGGCCAAGCUCUCCUGCGGUCUACACAAGCCUAAUCAACAGACCAUAUUGCCCCAGGGGGAGGUGGCAAAACUAUGGGAUCAGAUGCCCCUGGGGAAAGUGCGCAACCUUGGGGGGAAGCUGGGGGACUCCUUGACCACCCACCUGAGCUGUGUGACCAUGGGGGACCUCUCUAGGGUGCCCCAGGGGAGGUUACGAGCGCUGUAUGACCACAAGACUGCGCACUGGUUACACUGUCUGGGGCGCGGCAUAGACUCGGAGGCAGUCUCGGCGCGGCAGCUGGCAAAGAGCAUCGGCUGCAGCAAGAACUUCCAGGGCCGGGAGACGCUUGACACCCCAGAGAAGGUACAGAAGUGGACCUUAAGCCUGGCCGAGGAACUUUCCGAGCGCUUGACGGCUGACGAGGCUGCCAACAAGCGGUGCGCCCAGACCCUGACCGUCAGCGUGCGUCUGGAGGGUGAGGAGCGGGUUGCUUCACUCACCCGCUCCUGUCCGCUGCCCUCCGUGGAUGCCCAGCGGAUUGCACGAGUUGCCUUGGCCCUGUUCAAGCAUACCAACGCGGCUGCCUCUGUGGAUGAUGGUGUUUGGUCGCCGGGCAUCAAGCACAUCAGUCUCUCAGCGGGCAAGUUCCGGGACACUGGAGGUCAAGGGUCGGCGAAUAUUCAAGACAUGUUCAGACACGCCCAGGCCAAGCAGGGUGCCUCCACGCCCCCCCCUCCCGGCACCCCUAGGCACUCCUCUUCCUCCUCCUCCUCCUCCUCCUCUUGUUCUUCUUCCUUUUUUAGUAAGACUUCCCGCACUUCCGUAUCUUCCUCCUCCUCCUCCUCUUCUAAGAUAGCUGGUUCUUCUAUACCUUCCUCCUCCUCCUCCUCCUCCAUCCGUUCCUCCUUCAAGCUCUCCUCCUCCUCUUCCUCCUCCACCUUUCUUCCUCCGUUUCCUCCUCCUUCCUCUCCGAAAGUUCCCUCCAUCAGUUCUUAUUUCUCUUCCUCUUCUUCCUCCUCCUCCUCCUCUUCAGUAAGCAAGAGGAGAAAGGAGGAGGAAGAGGAGGCUCACCCUGACCUCUUAGAAGCCUCAACCACCCAAUCACAAGCUCAGGAAGUGGGAACGAGCCAAUCAGAAGAGAGAAUGAAGCGAUUACAACCUCAGGAAGUGCGAACGAGCCAAUCACAACCUCAGGAAGAGACACAGAGCCAAAUUGAACUCCAGGAUGCAGGAAACAGCCAAUCAGAACCCAGGGAGGUGCGAGCGAGCCAAUCAGAAGACAGAAUGAGCGUAUUAGACCCUCAGGAGGUGCGAGCGAGCCAAUCAGAAGACAGAAUGAGCGUAUUAGACCCUCAGGAGGUGCGAGCGAGCCAAUCACAACCCCAGAAUCAACCACAGGAAGCAGGAAUCAACCAGUCACAACCAAGAAUCACCACCAAAUUGACCAAUGGGGGCGUUGGGAAGGUCAGGGUGAGGUCAGGUCGCGUGUCCUUCCCCAGCCAGGUCAGUUUGGGGUCACCAAGAGGUCAGGAGGCAAGGUCAACCAAUUCAUUCUUCCGAAAUUUCAUGCGGAAGAAGAUUGGUGGUGGUGGUGGUGGUGGUGGUGAUGAUGAUGGUGAUGGUGGUGAU